UUGUCAUUGCAGUUCCAUCAGUAUCAGGUUGUUGGAAGAGCUUUGCCAUCUGAAUCAGAUGAGCAUCCCAAGAUUUAUCGUAUGAAGCUGUGGGCUACCAAUGAAGUUCGUGCUAAGUCCAAGUUCUGGUAUUUUCUGAGGAAACUUAAGAAGGUGAAGAAGAGCAACGGGCAGAUGCUGGCUAUUAAUGAGAUCUUUGAGAAGUACCCAACAAAAAUCAAGAACUAUGGUAUUUGGCUCCGUUACCAAAGUAGAACGGGAUACCAUAACAUGUACAAGGAGUACCGUGACACCACAUUGAAUGGUGCUGUGGAGCAGAUGUACACUGAGAUGGCUUCUCGUCACAGAGUUCGCCAUCACUGCAUCCAGAUCAUAAAGACGGCCACCAUUCCAGCUAAGCUCUGCAAGAGGGAGAGCACUAAGCAGUUCCACGACUCCAAGAUCAAGUUCCCCUUGGUGUUCAAGAAAAUCAGGCCACCGAGUAGGAAACUCAAGACCACAUACAAGGCAACUAAGCCCAACUUGUUUAUGUAAAACAUGUUUUAGUCGUGUGUUGAGAAGCAAUUUCUAAAUUCUGCAGUUUUGGUGUCAAAUUAGUAUUCAUUGUGUAAGAGAGAAGGUAAACCUUUUUUGUUCGGAUCAAAUGAUGGUGGUUACUAGAAUAUUUUCAAUCUUGGUACUUUGCUUUUGCUGUUGCAGUUCUGGGUAAUAUAUUUUUGUUGCCCUUUUGUAAUUUGCCAAUUUGUCCUAAAAUCAAUGUAUUCAGUAAAAUUAAGA
Molecule: messenger RNA, 777 nt
Organism: Solanum verrucosum
Lineage: Eukaryota; Viridiplantae; Streptophyta; Magnoliopsida; Solanales; Solanaceae
Product: 60S ribosomal protein L18a-2
Exons: 3
Coding region: 82-534 (150 amino acids)
Biological process (GO): translation
Cellular component (GO): ribosome; cytosolic large ribosomal subunit
Molecular function (GO): structural constituent of ribosome
Source: RefSeq, a predicted model, not a curated record